AUGGACCCAGAAUUGCUGUAUGCGCAUGUGCCCCGAGACUUCAAGGGACACGUCCUGUCGUUUGACGGAUCGGCGAAGACUGCUAAAUACGGCGGGUUCGGGAGUUGUUCUUGGAUCCUGUGGCGUUUGCUAGACUGGAACAUUGAGAUCGCUGCGAGCACGCACCUCCCAUCGACCACGGUGAAUAUAGCCGAGUACACCGGCAUGAACAAUGGGGUGACCUCGGCCAUUGAGCGCGGGGUGACGGAUUUGAUCAUCGUGGGCGACUCCCGGCUUGCGAUCCAGCAAUCCAUGGGGGUGAUCGCGUGUAAGAAGGAGGCAUUGCAAGUCGAGUUAGCACGCCACAAGAAAUUGGUCAGCAAGUUGAAUUCAGUUCGCUACCUCCACGUAGUGCGUCUCUACAACUCGGCUGCUGACUCUUUAGCGACCGAAGCACUGGAAACCAAAGCAGGAAAGGUCGUGCUAAGCGCCGGACGGAAAGCCGAGUUGAAGACCCUAAACAGGAUCUCUGAGGUCCUGUACGUGGACACGGACUCGGCUGCAGCCCCGGCCGAGGGUGUUGAGAUGGCUGCCCUCGGAGAAGCCCGGGAGCCCAACGCCAUGGACAUCGAUCCGGUAGUGGUCCAAGCUGAGCGCCGCCUGCGAAUAGCAAGAGCUCAAGACGAGGAACAACGAUGGGCCGACUUGAAGACCUACCUGAGAGGGGAUUAUGCGCAGCUCACACAUCGCCGAGCUCACAACGCUGGGAAAGUUGCCGACGAGUUUGUUCUCAGCGAA
Messenger RNA from Phytophthora sojae, 777 nucleotides. RefSeq lists its product as hypothetical. The transcript is spliced from 2 exons. Gene Ontology annotation, molecular function: nucleic acid binding; RNA-DNA hybrid ribonuclease activity. The record is from RefSeq and is a predicted model, not a curated record. The annotation marks the transcript as partial. Lineage: Eukaryota; Oomycota; Peronosporomycetes; Peronosporales; Peronosporaceae.